AUGGCUCCCUGGGACUUAGCAACCCUGUCAUACAUCACAGCCGUCCUAGUUGUGAUACCAUCUCCUUCUCAAUGGCGAGCCAAGAACGUUCCAACCUUAUCAGUCAUUGCAUGGUUGUUCCUACUCAACGUUUGCCGUGGCACAAACAUCAUAAUUCGGGAAAACAACGUAAGGGUCGUAGCGCCAGUCUAUUGCGACAUUGGCGAGUAG
Cantharellus anzutake is the source of this 210-nucleotide messenger RNA. RefSeq lists its product as uncharacterized. Gene Ontology annotation, molecular function: mating-type factor pheromone receptor activity. Gene Ontology annotation, biological process: G protein-coupled receptor signaling pathway. The record is from RefSeq and is a predicted model, not a curated record. Bases 1 to 210 code for a protein of 69 amino acids. Gene Ontology annotation, cellular component: membrane. The transcript has a single exon. NCBI's taxonomy places the organism in Eukaryota, Fungi, Basidiomycota, Agaricomycetes, Cantharellales, Hydnaceae.